This is a messenger RNA of Equus quagga, 5811 nucleotides long. RefSeq names its product integrin subunit beta 4 (gene ITGB4). The transcript is spliced from 39 exons. The record is from RefSeq and is a predicted model, not a curated record. Lineage: Eukaryota; Metazoa; Chordata; Mammalia; Perissodactyla; Equidae. Bases 228 to 5498 code for a protein of 1756 amino acids. Gene Ontology annotation, cellular component: cell surface; integrin complex; membrane. Gene Ontology annotation, biological process: hemidesmosome assembly; cell adhesion mediated by integrin; cell communication. Gene Ontology annotation, molecular function: integrin binding.
CCGACAGGUGCGCGCCGCGCGCAGGAAUGCGGCCGGCCUGACUCACCAGCGCCUCCUUCCUACCUGCCGCCCGCCCCAUAAAGCCCCCGCCACCGCCCGCCGCCCGCGCUCCCGGCAGCCCGCCCUCCGGACAGUCCCGGCUCGCCCGCCCGCGCGCGCCUGCAGCCGGUGCCGCCGAGCGGAGCCCAGCACCCGGACGGCGCGAGGCCGCGCCAAGGAGGAAGAGGAUGGCAGGGCCGCAUCCCAGCCCGUGGACCAGGCUGCUGCUGGCAGCCCUGCUGAGUGUGAGCUUCCCUGGGGACAUGGCAAACCGCUGCAAGAAGGCCCAGGUAAAGAGCUGCACCGAGUGCAUCCGCGUGGACAAGGACUGCGCCUACUGCACCGACGAGAUGUUCAAGGAACGACGCUGCAACACCCAGGCAGAGCUGUUGGCCGCGGGCUGCCGGCUGGAGAGUGUGGUGGUCAUGGAGAGAAGCUUCGAGAUCACAGAGGCGACUCAGAUCGACACCACCCUGCGUCGCAGCCAGGUGUCUCCCCAGGCAAUGAGGGUCCGCCUGCGGCCCGGCGAGGAGCAGCUCUUUGAGUUGGAGGUGUUUGAGCCCCUGGAGAGCCCGGUGGACCUGUAUAUCCUCAUGGAUUUCUCCAACUCCAUGUCCGACGAUCUGGACAACCUCAAGAAGAUGGGGCAGAACCUGGCCCGGGUCCUGAGCCAGCUCACCAGUGACUACACUAUUGGAUUUGGCAAGUUUGUGGACAAAGUCAGCGUCCCUCAGACAGACAUGAGGCCUGAGAAGCUGAAGGAGCCCUGGCCCAACAGUGACCCCCCCUUCUCCUUCAAGAACGUCAUCAGCCUGACAGAGGAUGUGAAUGAGUUCCGGAGUAAGCUGCAGGGAGAGCGGAUCUCAGGCAACCUAGAUGCCCCUGAAGGAGGUUUCGAUGCCAUCCUGCAGACAGCCGUGUGCACGGGGGACAUCGGCUGGCGCCCCGACAGCACCCACCUGCUGGUGUUCUCCACCGAAUCGGCCUUCCACUACGAGGCUGACGGUGCCAACGUGCUGGCCGGCAUCAUGAGCCGCAAUGACGAAGAGUGCCACCUGGAUGCCACGGGCACCUACACCCAGUACAAGACACAGGACUACCCGUCAGUGCCCACCCUGGUGCGCCUGCUCGGCAAACACAACAUUAUCCCCAUCUUCGCCGUCACCAACUACUCCUACAGCUACUACGAGAAGCUGCACACAUAUUUCCCCGUCUCCUCACUGGGGGUGCUGCAGGAGGACUCAUCCAACAUCGUGGAGCUGCUGGAGGAGGCCUUCAAUCGCAUUCGCUCCAACCUGGACAUCCGGGCCCUGGAAAGCCCCCGAGGCCUGAAGACAGAGAUCACCUCCAAGGUUUUCCAGAAGACCAAGACUGGGUCCUUCCACAUUCGGCGGGGGGAAGUGGGCACAUACUAUGUGCAGCUGCGGGCCAUCGAGGACGUGGAUGGGACACACGUAUGCCAGCUACCACUAGAGGACCAGAAGGGCAACAUCCAUCUGAAGCCUUCCUUCUCUGAUGGCCUCAGGAUUGACGUGGGCGUCAUCUGUGAUGUCUGCUCCUGUGAGCUGCAAAAAGAGGUGCGAUCAGCUCACUGCAGCUUCAACGGAGACUUCAUGUGCGGACACUGCAUGUGCAAUGAGGGCUGGAGUGGCAAGACCUGUAACUGCUCCACCGGCUCGCUGAGCGACACACAGCCCUGCCUGCGGGAGGACGAGGACAAGCCGUGCUCGGGGCGAGGCGAGUGCCAGUGCGGGCGCUGUGUGUGCUAUGGGGAAGGCCGCUAUGAGGGUCAAUUCUGCGAGUACGACAACUUCCAGUGUCCCCGCACCUCUGGAUUCCUCUGCAACGACCGAGGACGCUGCUCCAUGGGCCAGUGUGUGUGUGAACCUGGCUGGACAGGCUCGAGCUGUGACUGUCCUCUCAGCAAUGCCACCUGCAUCGACAGCAAUGGGGGCAUCUGUAAUGGGCGUGGCCACUGUGAGUGUGGCCGCUGCCACUGCAACCAGCAGUCACUCUACACGGACACCAUCUGUGAGAUCAACUAUUCAGCGAUCCGCCUGGGCCUCUGUGAGGACCUGCGCUCCUGUGUGCAGUGCCAAGCCUGGGGUACUGGUGAGAAGAAGGGGCGCACAUGCGAGGAGUGCAGCUUCAAGGUCAAGAUGGUGGACAAGCUUAAGAAAGCGGAGGAGGUGGUGGAGUACUGCUCCUUCCGGGACGAGGAUGACGACUGCACCUACAGCUACACAGUGGAGGGCGAUGGCGCCCCCGGGCCCAACAGCACCGUUCUGGUGCACAGGAAGAAGGACUGCCCUCCCACCUCCUUCUGGUGGCUCAUCCCCCUGCUCAUUUUCCUCCUGCUGCUCCUGGCACUGCUGCUGCUGCUCUGCUGGAAGUACUGUGCCUGCUGCAAGGCCUGCCUGGCGCUUCUCCCUUGCUGCAACCGAGGUCACAUGGUGGGUUUCAAGGAAGACCACUACAUGCUGCGGGAGAACCUGAUGGCCUCAGACCACCUGGACACACCCAUGCUGCGCAGCGGGAACCUCAAGGGGCGUGACACAGUCCGCUGGAAGAUCACCAACAACGUGCAGCGGCCUGGCUUUGCCACCCAUGUGGCUAGCACCAACCCCACGGAGCUGGUGCCGUAUGGGCUGUCCCUGCGCCUCGCCCGCCUUUGUACCGAGAACCUGCUGAAGCCUGACACUCGAGAAUGUAACCAGCUCCGCCAGGAGGUGGAGGAGAAUCUGAACGAGGUGUGCAGACAGAUCACAGGCGCAUACAAGCUCCAGCAGACUAAGUUCCGGCAGCAGCCCAACGCCGGAAAAAAGCAGGACCAUACCAUUGUGGACACGGUGCUGAUGGCGCCCCGCUCAGCCAAGCAGACUCUGCUGAAGCUGACAGAGAAGCAUGUGGAGCAGGGGGCCUUCCAUGAGCUCAAGGUGGCCCCCGGCUACUACACCCUCACUGCAGACCAGGAUGCCCGGGGCAUGGUGGAGUUCCAGGAGGGUGUGGAGCUGGUGGACGUGCGGGUGCCCCUCUUCAUCCGGCCUGAGGACGACGAUGAGAAGCAGCUGCUGGUGGAGGCCAUUGAUGUGCCCGUGGGCACUGCCACCCUUGGCCGCCGCCUGGUAAACAUCACCAUCAUCAAGGAGCAAGCCAGCGGGAUAGUGUCCUUUGAGCAGCCCGAGUACUUGGUCAGCGGUGGGGAACAAGUAGCCCGCAUUCCCGUCGUCCGGCGCAUCUUGGACAAUGGCAAGUCCCAGGUCUCCUACCGCACGCAGGACAACACAGCACAGGGCAACCGGGACUACAUCCCUGUGGAGGGCGAGCUGCUGUUCCAGCCUGGGGAGACAUGGAAGGAGCUGCAGGUGAAGCUUCUGGAGCUGCAGGAGAUGGACUCCCUCUUGCGGGGCCGCCAGACCCGCCACUUCCACAUCCAACUCAGCAACCCCAAGUUUGGGGCUCGACUGGGCCAGCCCCACUCAGCAACUGUCAUCAUUGGGGACCCAGAUGAACUGGACCGAAACUUAAUAAGCCAGACAGUGUCCCCACCCCCCCGUGGUGACCUGGGUGCCCCACAAAACCCCAAUGCCAAGGCUGCUGGGUCGCGGAAGAUCCACUUCAACUGGUUGCCGCCUCCUGGCAAGCCGACAGGUUACAGGGUGAAGUACUGGAUCCAGGGUGACUCCGAGUUGGAAGCCCACCUGCUCGACAGCAAGGUGCCCUCGGUGGAGCUCACCAAUCUGUACCCGUAUUGCGACUACGAGAUGAAAGUGUGCGCCUAUGGAGCGCAGGGCGAGGGCCCCUACAGCUCCCUGGUGUCCUGCCGCACCCACCAGGAAGUACCCAGCGAGCCAGGGCGUCUGGCCUUCAACGUUGUCUCCUCCACGGUGACCCAGCUGAGCUGGGCUGAGCCGGCUGAGACCAAUGGCGAGAUCACAGCCUAUGAAGUCUGCUAUGGCCUGGUCAACGAGGACAACCGACCCAUCGGGCCCAUGAAGAAGGUGCUGGUGGACAGCCCGAAGAAGCGGACGCUGCUCAUUGAGAACCUGCGGGAGUCCCAGCCGUACCGCUACACCGUGAAGGCACGCAACGGGGCAGGCUGGGGGCCCGAGCGGGAGGCCAUCAUCAACCUGGCCACCCAGCCCAAGCGGCCCAUGUCCAUCCCCAUCAUCCCAGACAUCCCCAUUGUGGACGCCCAGAGUGGGGAAGACUAUGAAAGCUUCCUCAUGUACAGUGAUGACGUUCUACGCUCCCCGGCUGGCAGCCAGAGGCCCAGCGUCUCCGACGACACUGGUGAGUGGGCCUGGGAUCCCCGAGAGGAAGGUGAGGGUCCUGUCUCCAACACACACACACUUCCUGCCCCCUCACUCUUGUUUUGUCCUGCCCUAGGCCUCCCUCCCAUCUGGGAACACGGGAGGAGCAGGCUUCCGCUGUCCUGGGCCCUGGGGUCCCGGAGUCGGGCUCAGAUGAAGGGGUUCCCCCAUUCCAGGGACUCACGAGACUCUAUAAUCCUGGCUGGGCAGCCAGCAGCGCCCUCUUGGGGCCCAGGCUCCCGCUUGGCUGCGGGCGUGCCCAACACACCCACCCGCCUGGUGUUCUCAGCCCUGGGACCCACGUCUCUGAAAGUGAGCUGGCAGGAGCCGCAGUGUGACCAGGCGCUGCAGGGCUACAGCGUGGAGUACCAGCUGCUGAAUGGUGGCGAGCUGCAUCGUCUCAACAUCCCCAACCCCAGCCAGACCUCCGUGGUGGUGGAAGACCUUCUGCCCAACCAUUCGUACGUGUUCCGCGUGCGAGCCCAGAGCCAGGAAGGCUGGGGCCCAGAGCGUGAAGGUGUCAUCACCAUUGAGUCACAGGUGCACCCCCAGAGCCCACUCUGCCCCCUGCCAGGCUCCACCUUCACUUUGAGCACACCCAGUGCCCCAGGCCCACUGGUGUUCACUGCCCUGAGCCCAGACUCACUGCAGCUGAGCUGGGAGCGGCCACGGAGGCCCGACGGGGACAUCCUCGGUUACCUGGUGACCUGUGAGAUGGCCCACGGAGGAGAGCCAGCUACCACGUUCCUGGUGGAUGGCGACAGCCCUGAGAGCCGGCUGACCGUGCCAGGCCUCAGUGAGAACGUGCCCUACAAGUUCAAGGUGCAAGCCAAGACCACUCAAGGCUUCGGGCCAGAGCGUGAGGGUAUCAUCACCAUCGAGUCCCAGGACGGAGGCCCCUUCCCACAGCUGGGCAGCCACUCCGGGCUUUUCCAACACCCACUGCCAGGCGAGUACAGCAGUAUCACUACCACCCACACCAGCACCAUCGAACCCUUCCUGCUGGAUGGCUUGACCCUGGGGUCCCAGCAUCUGGAAGCAGGUGGCUCCCUCACCCGGCAUGUGACCCAGGAGUUUGUGAGCCGGACGCUGACCACCAGUGGAACACUCAGCACCCAGGUGGACCAACAAUUCUUCCAGACCUGAGCCCCCCACCCCAACCUAGCAGUGUCCUGGAACCUGGGCCCCUACGCUACCUCCCCUCCCUGGUGCUGCCUCAGCUACUCCAUCCUUGGACCCUUGCUGGCCCAGCCCACCUGCAUGCUGAUCACAGGACUAGCGCCUCUGGCCACAGAGUAGGUGCAGGUGUCCUUGGAGGCAUGAAGGGGGCAGAGGUCCCGGAAGGCUCUUCCAGCACCCCCCACUCCCCGGGCCCAAGCCCAUUUGUAACCAAAGAGCUGGGACCAGCAUGACAAGGACCCAACUUUGUUCUACACUUAAUAAAAGAUUUGCUACCGCU